This is a messenger RNA of Plasmodium knowlesi strain H, 936 nucleotides long. RefSeq names its product Transcription initiation TFIID-like. Gene Ontology annotation, biological process: DNA-templated transcription initiation. The transcript is spliced from 3 exons. Bases 1 to 936 code for a protein of 311 amino acids. NCBI's taxonomy places the organism in Eukaryota, Apicomplexa, Aconoidasida, Haemosporida, Plasmodiidae. The record is from RefSeq and is a predicted model, not a curated record. Gene Ontology annotation, molecular function: DNA binding; RNA polymerase II general transcription initiation factor activity.
AUGGCGCAACCGCUGAAGAGGGCCAAGCUGAACAGCGAGCAAGCACAGAACAUCUACGCCCAAAGUGAAAACAACAUGAGUGUUCACAACAUCUCGAUGAAUGCAACCCUGUGUUCUUCCCUUAACCUAGAUAACCUCUACAAACACUUUGCCAACUGUAUUUACAACCCUCGAGAAUUCAAGUGCAUGCGAAUUGACGUGCCUGUGAGUACUCGUAGUAUAGAAAAGUAUGUCCGGUUUGUGAAUGAAAAGGGGGAGAGACAGAGGAGGAGUGAAGGAGUUGUUGUGUCAUCUGAUGGAACGAAUGUAGUUAUACCUCCACCAUGGGUUGCAACAACAUCCCAGGUUGUUGAAGCUCAAAAAGGAGAUGUCACCAUUACCCAGGGGAAUGACGGUACCCCCGAAGAGCAGAAAGGCACCAAGGAAAAAAUUAUUAUCAACGUGUCCAUUUUUGCCAAUGGAAAAAUUAUCUGUACAGGAAAUAAUUCUAUCGAGGCAUGUAAAAUAGCUAUGAAGAAAAUUGAAAAGAAGUUGAAGCAGCUGAACUUUAAAAAUAUAUGCAUAAAAAAUGUGACCAUCACAAACAUACUGGCUGUCUACAACGUGGGCUUUUCCAUCGUUCUCCCCCUGUUUGCGCAGUACUACAAAAGUGUCGACUAUGAUCCCAAUGUGUUUCCGGCAUGUAAGGUGAAAAUCGCCCUCACGAGUGAGAACGAAAGGGAUACCUCCGAGGCAACCGAGCAAGCCGAAGGGAACCUCGCCUGGAGCACCGCCCGAGGCACUGCGGAAAGGGCCCGCAGCAAGGUGGACGUCGUCUCGGCCAGUAUAUUUUCCACGGGCAACAUAACCCUCACGGGGGGCAAGAGCUACCAGAAUCUCCAGAGGUGCAUCGACAUUCUGUAUCCCUACCUGAUUAAAAGUAAAUCACAACACUGA